Hydractinia symbiolongicarpus is the source of this 642-nucleotide messenger RNA. RefSeq lists its product as uncharacterized. Lineage: Eukaryota; Metazoa; Cnidaria; Hydrozoa; Anthoathecata; Hydractiniidae. The record is from RefSeq and is a predicted model, not a curated record. The transcript has a single exon. Bases 1 to 642 code for a protein of 213 amino acids.
AUGUUCCUAUUUUACACAGGAUUGAAGAAUGUUGCUGAUUUUGAUUGGUUUUUUUUUUCAUUAUUUCAAGAUAAUGUUGAGAAAGUUUGUGAUAUCUCUAUGAAAGAUCAUCUCUUGAUAAUACUGGUUAAGUUAAGGCUUGGAUUACUUAACAAGGACCUAGCACACAGAUUUGGCAUUUCUUUUCAAAAAGUUUCCAAGAUAUAUAGAUCAUGGUUGCCAAUCAUUGCUGAAAAUGUACAGUUCUUAAUUGUUUGGCCUCAGAGGCACAUAGUACGAAGUAAUUUACCAGCAGCUUUUCAUAAAAAGUUCCUGAACUGUGUUGUCAUAAUUGAUUGCACAGAAAUUUUUAUUGAAAGACCAUUUGGUUUAAAUGCACGUGCUCAAACAUGGUCGAACUUUAAACAUACAAACACAAUAAAAUACCUUAUUGGUAUAACACCGUCAGGUUCUGUCAGUUUUUUGUCACGUGGUUGGGGUGGACGUGUGUCCGACAAAGAUAUAACAAAUAAAAGUGGAUUUUUAAAUAAAUUUAUGCAUGGGGAUUGUGUUAUGGCUGAUCGUGGUUUCACUAUAGAAGAAGAACUUUGCAUAUCACUUUGUAUAUUGGUAACUUCGGUUAAAUUGUCGUACAUUUUUUGA